AUGCCGCUCUCAGUUUAUAAAAUAUCUUCUUCCUAUGGUAAUAGAAAUGCAACUAGAAGAUGUAUAUUUUUUUUAACUAAACGUUAUUAUCAUCAACAACAACAACAAGAAAAUUCUGUUCAUGUACAAAAAUCCUCAGGAUUUAAUCCGUUCAAUGAUCAUAAAGUCUAUUUGGAUCAAGUUAAAAAUUACAUCAAUCGACUAAAUCCAUAUCAAGGCAUUGAUUUAAGAGCAGCACAAUUAAAUUGGGACCAUAUACUCGAUCCACAAUAUGAAAAUACAAUUGCCGAAAAUAUUUUUGUUAGAAAAGCAGACGCUAACAUAUUGCAUGUGCACAAUCUUCAUAAAGAAAUUCAAAGUUUAAUUCAUAGAGUAGAAGAGAAAAAACUUGAUCCAACACAAGGAGAAGAUCAAAUAAAACUAAAAAUUCAAGAUUUAUAUAAUCAAGCAAUGAAAUUACCAAAUCAAGCACACCCAGACUCUCCAAUUGGACGUGAAACGGAAGCAAGAGUAAUACGUGAAGUUGGUGAAAAAUCUGAAUUGAGUUUAUCACAACGAAGUAUCGAUGAAAUUGGUACAGAUUUUGAUACGCUGUUAUUAGAAAAUAUGGGUCAAAUAUCGUUUCGAGGUGCCUAUGUACUAUUCAACGAUUUUGCCCGUCUGGAACGGGCACUUAUGUAUUAUGCAUUUCAAAAAUUAACAAAUUAUGGUUUCAAAAUGGUUUCUGUGCCCGAUAUUAUUCAUCGUGGAAUAAUAGAAUCAUGUGGUUUUCCCACUCAAGGCAAGCGUACUCAAGUUUAUCAGUUAGAUUAUGGCGAAGAAUUUGGUCGUUACUGUUUAGCUGGUACAUCUGAAAUGGCUUUAGCCGGACUAUUAAAACAUAAUACAUUUCGAAAAGAUGAAUUACCAUUAAAACUGGCAGCGUGCAGUCGGUGUUAUCGUGCCGAAGUGGCUGGUGGAAAAUCUGAAGGUAGUUUAUAUCGUGUGCAUGAAUUUACAAAAGUUGAAAUGUUUUGUGUGACAAGUGAUGAACCUGGUGUUAGUGAUAAAAUGUUAGAAGAUAUAGUUAAUAUACAAACAGAUUUAUUCAGUGAAUUAGGUCUACAUUUCAGAAUUCUUGAUAUGCCAACAGAAGAAUUGGGUUUAUCAGCUUACAGAAAACAUGAUAUUGAAGCAUGGAUGCCAGCUAAACAAUUUUAUGGAGAGAUAAGUAGUGCGUCGAAUUGUAGUGAUUUUCAGAGCAGACGAUUACAUAUUAAAUAUAUCGAUGAUAAUACUGAAGAACGUUUUGCACAUACAUUAAAUGGCACUGCGAUGGCUAUACCACGUGUCAUGACAGCACUAAUUGAAACAAACUGGAAACCGAAUGGCGAACAAGUCUAUAUUCCAAAACCUUUACAACAAGUCAUGGGUAAUCGUGAAUACAUUACCAGGAGCACACGAACACCCAAAACACAUUGGAUUAAAACAUUCAACUGA
Didymodactylos carnosus is the source of this 1479-nucleotide messenger RNA. The record is from the annotation of a GenBank genome assembly. Lineage: Eukaryota; Metazoa; Rotifera; Eurotatoria; Philodinida; Philodinidae.